Messenger RNA from Physella acuta, 1399 nucleotides. RefSeq lists its product as uncharacterized. The record is from RefSeq and is a predicted model, not a curated record. NCBI's taxonomy places the organism in Eukaryota, Metazoa, Mollusca, Gastropoda, Physidae.
AUCAAUCUUCUUUCAGUAAUUCACCACUUUAAUCAAGGUAUCAGUCAUGAAGCAUAGUGUUUUCUAUGUAUGGCUACAUAGCUGCAUUGUACUUUUGUGUCAAGCAAGGACGUUUUAUGUAAAAGAAGGAGACCCAUUUUUGUGUGAAAUGGAUCUAAACAAAGUAUUCUUUUCGAGCAUUCGAUGGAACUUGAUAACAUUGAAUGGAACAACAAUAAACAUUGCCGAUUGCGAUAAAUCAUAUACUUGCCAAGUAAACUACGAUCGGAGCAACUUUCAGGCGUUACUUCGAGUUAAAGAUUACAACAGUUAUUACCGUUCUGCUGAUAUGUCCAUCACCCUGAAUAUAGAACGCCUAACAAAAGACAUGCAACAUGUAACAUGCUUGUAUGGCUUUGAUCAACAAUCAUUCUUUGAAAGUGUUGUAUGCAGUUUUUCAUUUGGAGUGGAACCAAGCGAUCCAUCUUUUCUCCUAAAAUUCAUUAUCCCAUUGGGAGUAGGGCUGCCCAUUUUAGCAAUAAUAAUAGCAUGUGCCUGUCGCAAACAUAUCCGACUCAAAAGAACGAGGUCUGAAAGAUCUAAUUCACACACCUUGAAUAACCGUGACUCCAUCUUCACUGUACCAGUACCUUCGCAUCAAACAGAGAAUCAUGUCAUGACUAACUCAAACACAGUUCACAUUCCAAGUUUUCGUCCGAUCACCUCGAAUACCCCAGCUCGACACACAAAGUCUAGUCGAAACAAAUCCGUUCGUCCUGCUAACACUUCGUCAAAUUUGAAUAAGAGAGGUCAGGUUAUUAAUAACUCCAACACGGCUUCAGUACCUGGUUCGAUUCCGAGCGUCUCGAAUACUUCGUAUCAUCACACACCAUCUUGCCUAGACUCAUCCGUUCGUCCAGUUCAUCAAACGUCCAACCUGAAUCAAAGAGAUACACGGGCCAGCAUGACCGUGCGUGAUUAUCACGCACCAUCUCACCUACACGCAUCCUUUUGUCCAGAUCAUAAUACGUCCAACCUGAAUCAAAGAGAUACACGGACCAGCAUGACCGUGCGUGAUUAUCACGCACCAUCUCACCUACACGCAUCCUUUUGUCCAGAUCAUAAUACGUCCAACCUGAAUCAAAGAGAUACACGGACCAGCAUGACCGUGCGUGAUUAUCACGCACCAUCUCACCUACACGCAUCCUUUUGUCCAGAUCAUAAUACGUCCAACCUGAAUCAAAGAGAUACACGGACCAGCAUGACCGUGCCUCAUUAUGACCCGCCAUCCUACACAAGUCUGUACCCUGGACGUCAAACAACCUCACAGUACCACGUCCAGCCAUAUCUAACAACAACACAAACAAACGCUGCUCUACAUGUGUGUCCUACAUGCCAAUCUACUGUGCCGACAUAUUAA